AUGGGAUUGUCUUCAUUUUUCUCUAAUCUCAUAUUUCAUUUACGCAAAUUAAAUUCAUCCUCACAAUCCACUCUUACUCUCAACGAUACCAGCAAUCCCAAUUCAUCAAACAAUAAGCGAGCAGAAUCACCAACAAGUACCCAACCGAUUCCCAAAAUAACCAUUCAACUUAACACUAACCUCGUCAAAUUCAAAUACCAACUUCCAAAUACCAAAAAUUCAUUCGCAAUCAAUUUAUGCCACCUUCCAGAAGAUGUUUUUCAGGAAAUCGCCGAGUUUUUAGAUUUGCUAUCUUUACUAGCUCUUCGAUCGACAUGUCGCACUCUGUAUUAUAUAUUUCCUGACAAAAAAAUUUUCUCUAAGAUUUUCUUCUCCCUAACAACCGACAAGCAACUCCAAUCACUCUUCAUUUACUUGCAGUCUACUGAAUCACUUAAAUUUGUCCAGCAAUUCACGGUUUAUAAAUCUCCGAUCACACAUGAAAGCGUAAUUUCAAUUCUAAAAAAUUGCGAGAACCUUCAACAAAUUAACAUCGUCGGAGGAAGAGAUGUAGCCCCCAGAAAAGUCACCAAAGCUCUGGUUAAAUGGAAACAAGAUGGAUCUGGUGAUUCGCCAAACCUUGCGUCUCUCAAGCGCAUACUAAUGACCAGAUGUGUAGGUGGUAACAAGCGCCACAAUUAUAAAGCACAAAAAAUGGAUAACGACAUGAAAGAACUCGAUCAUGAGAUCUUCCAACUCGUAGACUGUGAUGAAUUGAAUU
This is a messenger RNA of Ambispora leptoticha, 760 nucleotides long. Lineage: Eukaryota; Fungi; Glomeromycota; Glomeromycetes; Archaeosporales; Ambisporaceae. The record is from the annotation of a GenBank genome assembly.